Molecule: messenger RNA, 4687 nt
Organism: Notechis scutatus (mainland tiger snake)
Lineage: Eukaryota; Metazoa; Chordata; Lepidosauria; Squamata; Elapidae
Source: RefSeq, a predicted model, not a curated record
CACUAGCAUAAACGUACCUUACCCAAUCCAUCUGAUUGCUUGCUCAAGACUGAGAGGCUUGGCCGUGUUAACAUUUCCCCCCUUUCUUUCUGCACAGUUCAAGAGCAACUUCCAGGUGUGUUGUCACCUCUGCCUUGCAGGGAAGUCAGGUGGUUAAUUGGUUUUCCAGAAGCAAUAAAAAUAGAGCUGGCUUACAUAGUUUCUAUUGCUUUGGCUUCUAUAGCUUUGUACAUACUCAAGGAGGGCGCAGUAGGGGAAAAGCCCGGUUUGGCUAACAGGACAAGCAGUUAUAUAUACAGUAUAUAAAAAAGAGGAACGGCUGGCUAUUGGAAAAUAAAAACAAUAAUUAGAAUCGAGGCUAACAGAGCCCAAGAAUCUCCACCGUCAACACACAGCAGCUCAAAUGCUGCAGGACUACCUUGCGCCGCAUCAUACGGCAGAACAUUUGGGCAUGUAGGAAUUACUUCCGAGUAAACGCCUGCUAACUCAUUACAUAAAAGGACCAGCCACCCGAGAGGACGAGAUCAGACUCUACUUUUCAAAUUUUGAGAAGGGACGAAUAAACAUGAAUCUUUUUACUCACAUCAACACAAAGAAUAUCUUUUCUGCAACUAAUAUGUCUGGUCUAUCUGGCAAGUUCGAGGAUCAACUGAACUUAAGCAGUAAUUCUCCUUCAAUGUCAAUAAGUAAGCUUUUUCCAGCUUUGUUACAAUGCUUUGGCAUUAUCCUUUGUGGAUAUAUAGCUGGAAGAGUUAAUAUAAUUACAUCCACUCAGGCCAAAGGAUUAGGAAAUUUUGUCUCCCGCUUUGCACUCCCAGCUUUACUCUUCAAAAAUAUGGUCUUGCUGAAUUUUUCCAACGUGAAUUGGUCCUUUCUGUACAGCAUCCUGAUUGCCAAAGCCUCAGUAUUCUUCUUAGUCUGUACAUUAACAUUGUUGAUAGUCACUCCUGAAAAACGAUUUAGCAAAGCUGGACUCUUUCCUAUUUUUGCUACUCAGAGCAACGACUUUGCACUGGGAUAUCCUAUAGUUGAAGCUUUGUAUCAAAAUACAUAUCCAGAGUAUCUCCAGUACAUUUACCUGGUUGCACCAAUAUCACUUAUGAUGCUAAACCCCUUAGGGUUUAUCUUCUGUGAAAUCCAGAAAUCAAAAGACAAUCAGAAUCUCUCUCAUAGCAAAAUGAAGAUCGUAGGACUCGGGCUUCUUCACGUAUUGCAGAAUCCAAUUGUGUUUAUGGUCUUCAUAGGAAUUGCCUCCAACUACAUCCUUAAACAAACGAUUCCUUUAUAUUUGGAAAACUUCCUUGACAGUCUUGCCAAUUCAUUUUCUGGCUCAGCUCUUUUUUACCUGGGUCUCACCAUGGUUGGCCAAAUAAAGAAACUGACAAGGGGUACAUUUGUUGCACUGAUUCUUCUCAUCACAGCUAAACUACUGUUGAUGCCCCUUCUAUGCAGGGAAAUGGUGGAAUUGUUAGACAAGAGCCAGAGUUUGGUGAACCAUACCAGUUUAUCCAACUAUGCAUUUCUCUAUGGAGUCUUUCCAACAGCUCCGGGUGUGGCUAUAUUUGCAACACAGUUUAACAUGGAAAUAGAAGUUAUAACUUCUGGAAUGGUGAUCAGUACUUUUGUGUCUGCUCCCAUCAUGUAUGUUUCCGCAUGGCUAUUGACCAUUCCUUCUAUGGAUCCAGACAGAUUGGCUGCAGCAAUUCAGAACGUUAGCUUCGAUAUUAGCAUUGUUAGUCUGGUCUCUUUGAUCUGGUCCCUCGGGGUUAUUCUUCUGAGUAAAAAAUACAAGCAGCUUCCUCAUAUGCUUACAACUAACUUGCUCAUUGCUCAGUGUGUGGCCUGUGUUGGAAUGGUAAUGUGGAAUUUCACUAUAGAGAAGAAAAGCAUCUUUGUGCAGAUUCUUGUGUUCAUUCUCCUGUACUGUUCCCUUUAUAGUGCUUUUCUGUGGACAGGCCUUUUAGCUCUUUCUCUUCUCCUUUUGAAAAGAAGGGAAAACCUAAAGAUUCCUGUUGGAAUUAUUACUAUAGCUGGCUGGGGCAUCCCAGUGGUCAUUGUUGGAAUUCUUCUAAUGGCUGGAAAACACACUGGUGAAAUUGACUCAGCAUUUUUUUAUGGGAAACAUCAGGUGAUUACUACUGCAGUAAUCGUAACCAUCAGCAUAUUGUUCUCGGGUGUGUCACUCAUGUGUAUGAACCGAUCUGGGACAGCAGGGGCUAAUUAUGAGGUUCUAAACCAGCAAUUUCAACAUCAAGUAGAAGAACCCGAAAGGGAAGCGAAUCAACACUAUAAACCUUCCUCCAGUGUCUCUCAUUCUGAAACAGAUUCUCCCACGGAAAGAGAGAACCUUGUAGAGUUCUACACAUGUCAAAAACAAAAUGGAGAAUUAUGCUGCUCUGAAGAAGAAUCUGCAUGUAGUACUGGACUCAGUGAGAAUUGUUCUUUCUCAGUUGAGACAGCAAACCGGUGUUUGAGUCCAUGCAGUUCUCAGAGGUGUGUCCUGGCUCAGGAAGAACAGCUGCUGCAAACUGGAGACCAACAGCUGGCCAGACAUGUGCUGUUGUGCCUGCUUCUCAUUGUGGGCCUUUUUGCUAACCUAUCAAGCUGCUUGUGGUGGUUAUUUAACCAAGAGCCUGGGAGACUCUAUGUGGAACUGCAGUUCUUCUGUGCUGUAUUUAAUUUUGGUCAGGGAUUCAUUUCUUUUGGAAUGUUUGGUUUAGACAAGCAUCUAAUUAUUCUUCCAUUCAAAAGGAGGCUUGAAUUCCUUUGGGGUGCUAGAACUGUGGAACAGAGGGAAUCAUCUGUCCCGGAAGAGAUUCGGAUGACAUGCCAACAGUUUGUUAGUUACCACAGAGACAUGUGUAUGAGAAGCAUUGUCCAGGAUAGAAGGUGUGGCACAAAGACAGUGACUGGAGUCUUCUUCGGCUGUGAUCUGGUAAACUGGCUUUUGAAAGUUGGCCUUGCCUUGGACCACGGGGAAGCUGUAGUGUAUGGAGAGAGGCUGAUGAAAGGUGGCAUCAUCCAACAUAUUACCGAUGACUUUGAAUUUCGGGAUGAGCGUUUGCAUUACCAUUUUACCGCUACGACAACUGCAAUACAGGACAGCCAAGGGAAUGAAGAUGCCCGUGGGAGCUAGCCAAGACCAGACCCUCCUACUUGCAUCUAAUGCACGCUUUUUGAGAUCCUUUUGCUUAUAGUGUGGCCGUGUUGAUCUCAAACCCAAAGAGGAGUAUGUCUUGCAAUCUGAAGGUUGACUAAGAUGAGUUGCUUCAGGGAAUUAUUUCAAAUUGGGAAAGGCGUGUAACAGGCUUUAUUUUUUGAAACAGUACUUUUUAAAAAAUAUAUAAAAUUUUCUUUCCUUGCCUGUACAGACAGUACUGUAGACAAAAUAACUCAUUGUUAUCAUGUGAUGUAAGUUUUUUUUUUUAAAAAAGGGAACAGUAGAUCAUUUUGAUGUAUGCAGUUCUUGUUUUAACAGUUCUCUUAUUUGUACUGACAAAAUAACUGAAGAUUGCUGUGUUAAAGGAGAAAUCAGCAAAUGAAUUUUGCUGUUCAUCCUAAUCCUUAUAUGAAUAAGCCAGUUUUAAUUUUUAAAGCAUACAGGUCUGUUUAUCAGUCUGUUUAAAUCUGAAUGUGAUUUAAAGCAUCAUAAUUGUGAGCAGGACUUCUUGUUCAAGCAUAAUUUGUUUCAUUUUUUCCCUUGGUUCAUUGUUAAAUAAUUGGCACAAGACUACCAAAAAUGGACCAAUUUAUUUUACAGACUGCAAUCAGUUGGAGUCUGUAGAUGCCAUAUAUAUUUUGUACUUAAUAAUACCAAAUUACUAUAUUUUAAAAUGUCAAAUUGUACUUGAGUACUACUCUUGAUAUGCAAAUUAAAGAACUUGAAUUGACUUCUUGUUAAAUUUUAAUUUUGCAAUACAAAUUUUUAGGUAUUCAUAGGAAUUUGUGUGUGUGUAAAACUAGUAAGGUUUCACCACAAAAGUAAUAUAUUUUUAAAUGCGUAUGUUUAUCAAAAACUCUGGUAAUUUUUUUAAUUCUUAAGCCGCAUUGUAGAAUAAUAGGAAGGCAUGAACAUCUUAUUGGCCUUUUUAAAGUUAAGAAGAAUGCUUAAAUAUUUUUUCUGAAAGUGGUUCAUCAACAAUAUUGUUAGAAGAAGCAAUUUGUCAUGUUUCUUCAACUAUUAAGAAGACUUGUCGAUUAUCUUUAUCUAACCACUAUUUUUUUUACCAGAUGCAUUUAUGUAUGGAUAUAUUUUAUCUUUAUACAAAUGUGGAUUAUAUUUGAAAGCUGGGGUUAUUAAAAUUAUGGCUAUUAGUUUUUAAAGAAUUAACACUAUAACACCCCCAAAAUAACAAAUCUUUUCAUAUUCACAAUCUUAUGACAUAAAGAAGUGGGGGGGGGGGGUUAGUUGUUUUUUUACUAUCAAUUAUAUCACAUGAAUUGAAAUACUGCCAAGAUUUCUUCUAUAUUGUAUAAAAAAGGCUAUCUUCCAAAACAGGGGGGGGGGGGGUAUAUAAAGUCUUCCUUGUAAGUUGAUCUACUCUGAAAUGAAAAGCAUGCUGUAUUACAAAACCCAAUUAUUCUUUUUUUUAAAAUUGGAAAGAGUUGUGGAGAAACACGUUCUUGAAAGUAUCAGAUUGAUUUUCUUGCUGUUCCAGUUACUCAAUAAAUACAGCUGUCCUGACUU